UUCAAUCUUCAUUUACAAUAUCAUCAAGGAGAUAUUUGGAGCAGAGUCAACUCUCUCAGUGACAUAAAAAUUUUUUUAAAAUGGCAUAUUAUUGGCAAACAGAUCCAAAUCCUGAUGAAUCAGAUGAAAAGCAGUAUGAGCAUCAAGAAUUUCGGUCUGUACAACAACCGCUUUCUUCGAGCCAAGUCAGUCUGGGUUUUGAUCAGCUCGUAGUUGAGAUCAGUGACAAAACUCCACUCUAUGAACGUGGAAUUGAAGAAAACACCUUUUCUGUAUCUGCCGCACCCACUAUGGAUUCAGAAAGUCAUUCAUUAGAUGAAACACACCAUUCAUCCUUGAAUACAUUCACUUCUAAAAGCCCUGAACUCUGCUGGCAUCAAGGUACGAAAACACCAGUAAUUGGUUUUAGGCCCUCUGUGUUACCUCAAAAUGUGACUAAAGAAUGCUCCUGGGAAAACCCCAGGGGGGAAUAUCCUGGUUCUGAUGAUUCUAGAACAUUCAAUCUGUUAGCUCCAUCACCUACUAGUUUGGAUAAAAUUAAUCGACAGCGACAAUUAGAAAAUGAAAAUUACAACUACCAUAUAGGGUUUGAAAGUAGCUUUCCUCCUACACAUUCAUCCUUCUCAAUGGAUUUCAUGUCAAAAGAAGAGAAAAGAAGGCAUGGACAUAUGAAAAUUGGGGAACCUUCUUCAUUAUCUCUACCCAGGAUACAGGAAAGUGCAGGGCCAAAAUACGCAGAGCCCAUAGGUUGUUCCAUCCAGCUCAUUGAAGUACCUGAAGGCAGUAAUAUGAGUCUGGCCUCCUUUUGUGACAAAGUAAAAAAAAUAAGAGAAGCAUACCAUGCAACUGAAAUUAAUGCCAAUUCUGGGAAGAUCUGGAGCACUGUUACCACAUUUCCACAUCAGCUCUUUCCUAAUACCAGGUUUAAUAUAAAUGUUUUCACUGAUACCUCAACCCAGCCACUUCAUUUUAUGCCAUAUGCUAAUUGUCUCGUCAAAGACCUAAUUGCAGAAAUUCGACAUUUUUGUACAAAUGACCACAUGUUCCUCAAAGAUUAUAUUCUAAGUGUAUGUGGCUCUGAAGAAUUUUUGCAAAAUGAUCACUGCUUGGGGAGCCACAAAAUGUUUCAGAAAGAUAAAUCUGUUAUUCAACUUCGUCUUCAGAAAAAUAGAGAGUCUCUGGGAAAGUUAUCUCGAAAGCAUGAAGAUGACCACAGUCAGUUUUAUCUAAACCAACUUCUAGAAUUUAUGCAUAUUUGGAAAGUAUCCAGACAGUGUCUCUUAACACUAAUCAAAAAAUACGACUUCUGCCUGAAAAACCUAUUGAAAACCCAGGAAAACGUGGAUAAUAUAAUUGAAGAAGUUAAAAAUUUUUAUCGAAACCCAGAGACUCCAGCAAAAGGCUUAAUAGAGAAAGUAACAACUGAGCUAUCCACAUCCAUUCACCAGCUAAUCAAUGUGUAUUGUAGCAGCUUUUAUGCAGAUUUUCAGCCUGUGAACGUACCUGAAAGCACUUUCUGUGCGAAUCCUGGGCUUCAUUCACACCUUAGCUUCACCGUGUAUGCAGCACACAACGUUCCAGAGACCUGGGUGUACAGAAUCAAUUUUCCUCUUGAAAUAAAGUCACUUCCAAAGGAGUCCAUGCUCACUAUAAAACUGUAUGGGAUUGCCUGUGAAACCAACAAUGCAAAGCUACUGGCCUGGACUUGUCUUCCAUUGUUUUCAAAAGAAAAAUCCAUUCUCGGGUCUAUGCUAUUCAGCAUGACGUUGCAGAGUGAACCACCCAGAGAAAUGAUAGCUCCAGGAGUGUGGGAUGUGAGCCAGCCAUCCCCAGUGACCCUGCAGAUGCGUAUAUAUGUGGCCAAAGGAAUGACUAAAAAGUCUAGAGAACAUGUAUCGGGUGCCUCUUCUCUUUCCCUUGGUGUUCAUCAUUCUGAUGAAUUACUGGAAGAUGAUGUCUCUGGCCGAAAGGCGAUAUACCAAGAAAUUCGUAAAGUGGCAGUUGGACAACUAGACCGCCUCUUGAAUGAUGAACUACUGGAAUACCUCCCACAGCUAGUUCAGGCUGUCAAGUUCGAGUGGAACCUUGAAAGUCCAUUAGUGCAACUCCUUCUUCACCGCUCAUUGCAAAGCAUCCAGAUUGCCCACAGUCUUUACUGGCUACUAAACAAUGCCCAGAAUGAAGUUUAUUUUAAAAGCUGGUAUCAGAAGUUGCUGGCUGCUCUCCAAUUCUGUGCAGGAAAAGCCUUGAGUGAUGAGUUUUCCAAGGAGAAGAAACUUAUCAAAAUUCUGGGAGAUAUUGGACAAAAAGUCAAGUCUGCCAGUGACCACCAAAGACAGGAGGUGUUGAAGAAAGAGAUUGACAGACUAGAAGAAUUCUUCCAAGAUGGAAAUACUUGUCACCUUCCUCUGAACCCUGCCCUGUGUGUAAAGGGGAUUGAUCAUGAUGCAUGCUCGUAUUUUACAUCUAAUGCUUUGCCAUUGAAGAUCACGUUCAUCAAUGCUAAUCCAGUGGGCAGAAACAUCAGCAUUAUUUUUAAGGCCGGAGAUGAUCUUCGACAGGAUAUGCUUGUUCUGCAGAUUAUUCAAGUGAUGGACAACAUUUGGCUGCAGGAGGGCCUGGACAUGCAAAUGAUCAUUUAUAGAUGUCUCUCCACAGGAAAAGACCAAGGCUUGGUGCAGAUGGUGCCUGAUGCUGUAACCCUAGCAAAGAUCCAUCGCCAUUCUGGACUGAUAGGACCUCUGAAAGAAAAUACAAUCAAAAAGUGGUUCAGUCAGCACAACCACUUAAAGGCAGAUUAUGAAAAGGCCCUGAGGAACUUUUUCUAUUCCUGUGCUGGCUGGUGUGUGGUAACAUUCAUCUUGGGAGUCUGUGACCGUCACAAUGAUAAUAUCAUGCUGACAAAGUCAGGCCAUAUGUUUCAUAUCGACUUUGGAAAAUUUUUAGGUCAUGCCCAAACAUUUGGAGGGAUAAAAAGAGACCGAGCCCCUUUCAUAUUCACUUCAGAGAUGGAGUACUUUAUUACAGAGGGUGGAAAAAACCCACAGCAUUUCCAAGAUUUUGUGGAGCUUUGCUGUCAAGCUUAUAAUAUUGUCAGAAAGCACAGCCGACUGCUCUUGAACCUGCUAGAAAUGAUGCUACAUGCAGGACUGCCUGAGCUAAGUGGAAUCCAAGACCUGAAAUAUGUGUAUAACACUCUUCGUCCGCAAGACACCGACCUGGAAGCAACAAGUCAUUUUACCAGGAAAAUAAAGGAAAGUCUGGAGUGCUUCCCUGUUAAGUUGAAUAACUUGAUCCACACACUUGCACAGAUGUCAACCAUAAGCCCUGCCAAACCUACUUCCCAGACUUUUCCGCAGGAGUCCUGUCUGCUAAGUACAGCCAGGUCCAUUCAACGAGCAACGAUUUUAGGGUUCAGCAAGAAACCCACUAACCUGUAUCUGAUCCAAGUGACACAGAGUAACCAUGAAACAAGCCUGACCGAAAAAUCAUUGGACCAGUUUUCAAGACUACAUAGCCAGCUUCAGAAGCAGUUUCCGUCCCUGACUCUCCCAGAGUUUCCUCACUGGUGGCAUUUACCUUUUACAAAUUCAGAUCACAAAAGAUUCAGCGAUCUAAAUCAUUACAUGGAACAGAUAUUAAAUGGAUCACAUGAAGUCGCAAAUAGUGAUUGCAUACUCAAUUUUUUCCUGUCUGAGCCUAUACAACAAACUAUCAUAGAAUCAUCACUUGUGCACCUAUGUGAGACAUUGUCUGACAAGAAGCCUCAGGUGCAGUUAGUCAUGUCACACGAAGAUACAAAGCUGACCAUCCUCGUGAAGCACAUGAAAAACAUUCAUCUCCCAGAUGGCUCUGCGCCCAGUGCGCAUGUUGAAUUUUAUCUUUUCCCCUAUCCCAGUGAAGUUCGUAGGAGGAAAACAAAAUCUGUUCCAAAAUGUACAGACCCCACUUACAAUGAAAUCGUAGUAUAUGAUGAAGUCACUGAGCUCCAAGGACAUGUCUUAAUGCUUGUUGUGAAGAGCAAAACUGUAUUUGUGGGAGCAAUUAACAUCCAACUCUGUAGUGUCGUACUCAAUGAAGAAAAAUGGUAUCCACUAGGAAACAGUAUAAUUUGACCAUUGCUAUGAACACAUGCAUUAUUCAUUAGCUAGCAUUUUUUUUUUUUUUCACUUCUAGGCUUCUUUAUCACAUAAGCAAGGCAUCUUUGUAGUUAAAGAUACCGUAGGGUAUUCUGGACAGAAGAAAAAAAUGAGACCGAAUGAAAAAUCAGUCUCUUUUUUUGGUUGUUUUCUAACUAUUCUUGUAUUGUUUUCUUAGAAUAUUUUCUCCGUAGUGAAAUGCCAAAGUGUA
Messenger RNA from Otolemur garnettii (small-eared galago), 4350 nucleotides. It is a transcript of the gene PIK3C2G, whose product is annotated as phosphatidylinositol-4-phosphate 3-kinase catalytic subunit type 2 gamma. Gene Ontology annotation, cellular component: cytoplasm; phosphatidylinositol 3-kinase complex; plasma membrane. The transcript is spliced from 30 exons. Gene Ontology annotation, biological process: phosphatidylinositol 3-kinase/protein kinase B signal transduction; cell migration; phosphatidylinositol-3-phosphate biosynthetic process. Lineage: Eukaryota; Metazoa; Chordata; Mammalia; Primates; Galagidae. Bases 81 to 4115 code for a protein of 1344 amino acids. Gene Ontology annotation, molecular function: phosphatidylinositol binding; 1-phosphatidylinositol-4-phosphate 3-kinase activity; 1-phosphatidylinositol-3-kinase activity. The record is from RefSeq and is a predicted model, not a curated record.